AUGCUUGCUCCACCCGUAGAUCAAUUUUCAAGUCAGGACUUGCUGAUUAAAUAUGUACGAGAAUUUGGUGCUUUUAAUGGCUAUGGUGUAUCCAUCACGAGGUCAAAGCCAAAUAAGGUUUACUUAGGUUGUGACCGUGGAGGAAGUUAUAGAAAUCGGUUGAACCUUACAGAUGAAACCCGUAAAAAAAAAACAAGUUCUCGGUUAAUAAAUUGUCCAUUUUCGGUCUGUGGUAAAGAAGAAAACGGUCUGUGGAUGCUGUCUAUUCGUAAUCCAAAUCAUAACCAUGGACCAUUAGAGAAUAUAAUGGCUCAUCCAACUCUUCGAAGAAUGAAUAAGCAAGCACAAGAUCAGGUAAAAGAAAUGACAAGGGCUGGUGUCUGUCCUCGUGAAAUAUUGUCUUCCCUUCAUCAGAAUGACCAUUCAAUUUCAGUAAUCUCAUGGGACAUAUAUAAUCUUUGUACAAAGAUUCGCUUAGAAAAUUUGCAGGGUCGUACACCCAUUCAAGCACUUUUGAAGGAGCUUGAAAAUGAUCAGUAUGAAUAUGACUAUCAGUACGAUGCUAAUGGGCAUGUAACGCAUCUCUUCUUCUCCCACCAUAAGUCUAUUAAACUGGCACGUACCUAUUCUUCUGUCUUAUUUAUGGACUGCACUUAUAAAACGAACAAGUUCGGAAUGCCUCUUCUUGACGUUAUUGGUGUAACUAGCUUCAAUACAACAUUCUUCAUAUGUUUUGUAUUUCUUAAAGAUGAAAGAGAAGAAGAUUAUAAGUGGGCACUUUCUCGAGUUUCUCAUUUAUUUGACGGAAUUAAAAAACCCAAAGUUAUUAUUACGGACCGGGAGUUGGCUCUUAUGAAUGGAAUUAGACAAAUAUUUUCAGAUUCCAAAAAUAUUUUAUGUAUAUGGCAUGUGGAGAAAAACAUAUUAGCCAAAUGUAAAACUCAUUUUCAUAGUGGAGAAGAAUGGGAGGAAUUUCUUCGAUGUUGGACGGGAAUAACAAAGUCAAAAACGGAGGAAGAUUUUAUUGUUAAUUGGUCAGAAUUAUGUAACAGAUAUAACGAAAAUUAUCCAUUAAUAAUUAAAUAUAUUCAAGACACAUGGCUACCAUUCAAGGAACAAUUUAUUAGUGCAUGGGUUGACCAUUGUCUUCAUUUGGGAAACACAGCUACAUCUCGUGUUGAAGAAAACCAGCAUAAAGAGAUUGAUGCAAUGGUUGCCAAAGAUAAAACUCAGAUUCCUCAUGCUCAAAAUAUACCUUUUUAUGCUCAGUUGGUCACUAAAAUUUCUUUAUUCGCAUUAAGAAAAAUACACGAACAAUUUCUUAAAGCCUCACGUGCAACUCCUGAUAAUCCUCUGGGACCUUGUAAUAAUACUUUCAGCUCAUAUAUGGGUCUUCCAUGUGCACAUGUCAUUCAAGAGUGCUUUGCAGCAAAUAAAUCAUUAAACCUUACCGAUAUUCACCAACACUGGUGGAUUGAAAACCGCCAAUUAACUUUACAAAACAAUUCUGAAUCUGAAUCAUUUAUACCUUUGUUGGAUCCGAAAGUUCAGCGUACUAGAGGGCGACCGGUUGGUUCAUCUAAUAAAUCUCUAACUUCUACCAAAAGAAACCCAUCGGCUUUUGAGUUAGAAGAAAACGGCAGGAGAUGUACUAAGUGCAAAGGUAUCGGCCACAAUAGAAGAACAUGCUCUGCCAUGAAUGUGGAUUAA
Molecule: messenger RNA, 1710 nt
Organism: Cetraspora pellucida
Lineage: Eukaryota; Fungi; Glomeromycota; Glomeromycetes; Diversisporales; Gigasporaceae
Source: the annotation of a GenBank genome assembly